AUGUGCGUGUUUCACAAAAACAGGGUACAGAAUAACAAAGCUUGCAUAUCAUAUGCAGGUCUUGCUUAUGAGAUGGAUGAAAGUGAUUUACAAGAAGUUUUCCAGCAAUAUGGAUCAUUAAUAGAAGUUAAAAUUGUCACUGAUAGAGAUUCUGGUAGGUCUCGAGGGUUCGGCUUUAUUACUUAUAUAUCUCGUAACGCAGCUAGCAAUGCUCUUUGGCACAUGGAUGGCAAGGUACUCUAUGGUCGAAGGAUAAAGGUCGAGCUCGCCCGUCAACAUUGUCCUCGUCCAUUAGUUCGUGUUAAUGAAAGUGGACUUGAAGUUAAUGAAAGUGGAUUUGAAGUUAACGAGUUUCUAUAUGACAGCCUAGAUGACAGUAGAUAUGAGUCUCUAAAUGGCUAUGAGGAGGAAUUAAAGAGAGAAUGGAAGAAUCUUAUGAAGGCCUAUGUUGAAGAAGCUCGCGAGUAUGUUUCGUAUCUUGUUUAUUUGUAUACUACUUUCAUGAUUGUUGGCUUUUCUUGUGUCAAGUCAAUGAUAACGAUGACGACUUGA
Molecule: messenger RNA, 552 nt
Organism: Lactuca sativa (garden lettuce)
Lineage: Eukaryota; Viridiplantae; Streptophyta; Magnoliopsida; Asterales; Asteraceae
Source: RefSeq, a predicted model, not a curated record